Messenger RNA from Diuraphis noxia (Russian wheat aphid), 684 nucleotides. RefSeq lists its product as uncharacterized. NCBI's taxonomy places the organism in Eukaryota, Metazoa, Arthropoda, Insecta, Hemiptera, Aphididae. Gene Ontology annotation, biological process: regulation of transcription by RNA polymerase II. Gene Ontology annotation, molecular function: DNA-binding transcription factor activity, RNA polymerase II-specific; RNA polymerase II transcription regulatory region sequence-specific DNA binding. The record is from RefSeq and is a predicted model, not a curated record. Gene Ontology annotation, cellular component: nucleus.
AUGAAUAAGAAAAAUGAUCCAUGCAAUAUCUGUGACAAAUCAUUCAACCAAAGUGGCCUACUGGAAAUACAUCGACACACACACAGUGGUGAAAAACCGUACGCGUGCGAUGUGUGUGGAAAAGCAUUCAGCCAAUGUAGCGACUUGACAGUACAUCGACGUACACACACUGGCGAAAAACCGUAUUUGUGCGAYGUGUGUGGCAUAUCAUUCGGCUAUUGUAGCAGCUUAGCAGUACAUCGACGUACACACACUGGCGAAAAACCAUUYGGGUGCGAUGUGUGUUACAAGUCAUUUAGUAGGAGCAAUGAGUUGACAAUACAUCGCCGUACACACACUGGCGAAAAACCGUAUGUGUGCGAUGUGUGUGACAAAUCAUUCAGCCGAUGUAGCGACUUGACAGUACAUCGACAUACACACACUGGCGAAAAACCGUACGCGUGCGACGUGUGUGACAAAUCGUUCUACCAGAGUGGCAAUUUGACAGUACAUCGACGUACACACACUGGCGAAAAACCAUUCGGGUGCGAUUUGUGUGACAAGUCAUUCAGUAGGAACAAUGCGUUGACAAUACAUCGCCGUACACACACUGGCGAAAAACCGUAUUURUGCGAUGUGUGUGGCAAAUCAUUCAGCACAUGUAGCAACUUAGCAGUACAUCGACGUACACACACUGGCGAAUAA